AGUUUCUUUUGCGCGCGAACUGUAAGUGCUGGAGUCAGGUCGCGGCUGGUGGUCUGCUGUACAGGUGUUUGCGGGGUACGACUAUUACAAAGGCCCAUUUCACUUUAGUCUUUCCACCAUGGAGAUCGCAGAAGUCAAGCAGCACCCCGCGACGGCCAAGAUAAGGAACCUUCCCUGGGUUGAGAAAUAUCGGCCACAGACACUGAAUGAUCUCAUUUCUCAUCAAGACAUUCUGAGUACCAUUCAGAAAUUUAUCAGUGAAGACCGACUGCCACACCUGCUUCUCUAUGGCCCUCCAGGGACAGGAAAGACAUCCACUAUUCUUGCCUGUGCGAAACAGCUAUACAAAGAUAAAGAAUUUGGCUCCAUGGUCUUGGAGCUGAAUGCUUCUGAUGACCGAGGAAUAGAUAUUGUUCGGGGACCAAUCCUGAGCUUUGCCAGCACAAGAACGAUAUUUAAGAAAGGGUUUAAACUGGUGAUCUUGGAUGAAGCUGAUGCCAUGACCCAAGAUGCCCAGAAUGCCCUGAGAAGAGUGAUUGAGAAAUUCACUGAAAAUACCAGGUUUUGCCUCAUCUGUAACUAUCUGUCCAAGAUCAUCCCCGCCUUGCAGUCUCGGUGUACGAGGUUCCGAUUUGGUCCCCUGACACCCGAACUCAUGGUGCCCCGACUGGAACAUGUCAUAAAAGAAGAGAAAGUUGAUGUAAGUGAAGAUGGAAUGAAAGCACUUGUGACUCUCUCCAGCGGAGAUAUGCGAAGGGCUCUGAACAUUUUGCAGAGCACCAACAUGGCCUUUGGGGAGGUGACCGAGGAGACCGUCUACACCUGCACAGGGCACCCACUCAAGUCAGACAUUGCCAACAUUCUGGACUGGAUGUUGAAUCAGGACUUCACCACGGCCUACAGAAAUAUCAUGGAGUUGAAGACUCUGAAGGGGCUGGCAUUACAUGACAUCCUGACCGAGAUUCACUUGUUUGUGCACAGAGUUGACUUUCCCUCGUCAGUUCGAAUUCAUUUAUUGACCAAAAUGGCAGACAUUGAGUACAGACUUUCCGUUGGUACUAGUGAGAAGAUUCAGCUGAGUUCCCUCAUUGCUGCUUUUCAAGUCACCAGAGACCUGAUUGUAGCAGAGGCCUAGAUAUUCCAAAGCCUGUCUGCCAUA
Messenger RNA from Fukomys damarensis (Damara mole-rat), 1159 nucleotides. It is a transcript of the gene Rfc5, whose product is annotated as replication factor C subunit 5. The record is from RefSeq and is a predicted model, not a curated record. The coding region runs from base 119 to 1135 and encodes 338 amino acids. Gene Ontology annotation, cellular component: nucleus; DNA replication factor C complex. Gene Ontology annotation, molecular function: DNA clamp loader activity; ATP hydrolysis activity; DNA binding. The transcript is spliced from 11 exons. Lineage: Eukaryota; Metazoa; Chordata; Mammalia; Rodentia; Bathyergidae. Gene Ontology annotation, biological process: DNA-templated DNA replication; DNA repair.